Lemur catta (Ring-tailed lemur) is the source of this 5227-nucleotide messenger RNA. RefSeq names its product EH domain binding protein 1 like 1 (gene EHBP1L1). Gene Ontology annotation, molecular function: protein binding. Lineage: Eukaryota; Metazoa; Chordata; Mammalia; Primates; Lemuridae. The record is from RefSeq and is a predicted model, not a curated record. The transcript is spliced from 19 exons. Bases 282 to 4841 code for a protein of 1519 amino acids.
GGGUGCGGCUCCAGGAAACGGCGCGCUCUGCUCGCUCGCUGCUUCGCGCUCCAGCCACCCAACGCGCCCCAGACGACCCCGCCGACUCACUCAGACCACCCCACGGGCCCCUGCGGCGACAACGGGGAGAGCGGGCCUGGGUCCGAGCCUCAGUCAACUCCGCAAGGACGGGGCGGGCGGCACGGAUCAGAGCCCAAGGAGCAAUGGGGACCUGGACUGGGCCAGCGGUCGCGGGCCAGCGGGAGCCCUUAGCCUGAGAAGCGGACGACGGGGCUGGGGCCAUGACCUCGGUGUGGAAGCGCCUGCAGCGGGUGGGCAAGCGGGCGGCCAAGUUCCAGUUUGUGGCCUGUUACCAUGAGCUGGUGUUGGAGUGCACCAAGAAAUGGCAGCCGGAUAAGCUGGUGGUGGUAUGGACCCGGCGGAACCGACGCAUCUGCUCCAAGGCCCACAGCUGGCAGCCAGGCAUCCAGAACCCAUACCGGGGCACCGUGGUGUGGAUAGUUCCUGAGAAUGUGGACGUCUCUGUGACCCUCUACAGGGACCCACAUGUGGACCAGUAUGAGGCCAAAGAGUGGACGUUUAUUAUUGAGAAUGAGUCCAAGGGGCAGCGGAAGGUGCUGGCCACGGCCGAGGUGGACCUGGCCUGCCAUGCGGGGCCUGUGCCUGCCCAUGUUCCGCUGCGGCUGCGGCUGAAGCCCAAGUCGGUGAAGGUGGUGCACGCUGAGCUGAGCCUCACUCUCUCAGGGGUGCUGCUGCGGGAGGGCCGUGCCACGGACGAUGACAUGCAGAGUCUUGCAAGCCUCAUGAGCGUGAAGCCUAGUGAUGUGGGCAACUUGGACGACUUUGCUGAGAGUGACGAGGAUGAGGCUAAUGGCCCAGGGGCCCCUGAGGCCCGGGCUCGAGUGCCCCAGCCAGCCCCCUCUAGGGAGCUGAAGACACUUUGUGAGGAGGAGGAGGAGAGCCGAGUACGAUCUCGGCAGGCAGCUGCCAGUCCUAGUGCCGAGGAUACCAGCCCAGUCCCUGUGAGUGUCCCUGUGCCCCCGACCAGGGCCUCUCGGGGCCAGGGGUCAGAACCAGCUACUGUAGCAGGGGGCCAGGUGGGGCCUGAGGGCCCAAGGCCCCCGGGAACCCCAGCAGAGAUGAGGUCUUUGAGGCAGCCAGGCCAGGACAUGGCCCCCGCCCCAGCUCCUCGCCUCCGGAAAGGCUCUGACACCCCCCGGCCCCCAGUCCCCCAAGGGGAGGAUGAAGUCCCCAAAGCCUCAGGGGCUCCCCCAGCAGGGAUGGGUUCUGCCAGGGAGACCCAGGCCCAGGCAAACCUUCAGGAAGGGAUGGAGGCCCAAGGAGCUAGGCUGGGCCUAGGCAUUGAGGAUGAAGGCUCCAGAGACUCUUUGGGAGGGCAGAAACCCAGGGUUGAAGAGGGGACCACUGGGGACAGACCAGAGGCCAGUGGGAUGGACACUGAGCACAGGUCAGGAGUUGGAGAGGUGAGCACUAAGAGGCCAGGGGUCAGAGUGGGGCAGGCUGAAGAGAGUUCAGAAGUUUGUCAAGUAGAUGCUGAGCAGAAGUCAAAAGUGAGGCAUGUGGACACUAAGGGACCAGAGGCUACAGGGGUGAUGCCUGAGGCAAGAUUCAGGGGUACUCCUGAGGCUCCUCCAAGGGGCUCUCAGGGGAGGAUGGGAGUUAGGACCAGGGAUGAGGCUCCCACUGGCCUGAGCCCACCGGCAGCAGAGCCUGCAGGGCACUCUGAGCAUCUCGGUGACCUCAAAGGGGCCAGGGCUGCCUCGGGCCAGGAGAGAGAGGGUGCAGAGGUGAGGGGUGGAGCCCUUGGUGUUGGGGGGACAGGCCUGGAGCAGGGCCCCUCUGUUGGAGCAACAAGCACCAGGCCCCAGGUGAGCAGGUGUCAGGGGGCCCAGUCAUUAGCUGAUCAGGGGGCAAUGUCUAAGGACCUGGGGGUCUGGGAGACAGAAGCUGGGGAGUCAAGGGUCCUGGGAGCAGAGACUGAGGUGGCAGAGUUGGAGGUAUUGCAGACUCGGGAGGGAGAAGUGGGGGGCUCAGGCGUCCCAGAGCUAGAGACUGGGACAUUAGAAGCUGAGACACUGGGGGCCCAGGAGAUAGAGACAGCAAGAUCAGGGGUCCUGGAGUCAGGGGCUGCUGGGACAGCAGAGUCUGAGGUACUGGGGACCCAAGAAACAGAGGCUCAGGGUUCAGGUGUUCUGGGGACAAGAACUAGGAUAACAGAGAUUGAGAUACUGGGGACCCAGGAAAUAUCUGAGGGUUCAGGGGUACUGAGGAUAGAAGAUAAGAUAGCAGAAUCUGAUAUAUUGGGGGCCCUGGAGACAAAGGUGGAAGGUUCCAAGAUACCAGAGACAGAGGCUGGGGGGACAGAGGCUGAAAUAUUGAGGACCCAAGAGAUAGCAGCUGAGAGUUCAGGGCUCCCAAGGAUAGAAGCUGAGGUAGCAGGGACCCAGGAGACAGAGGUAGGGGGUUCUGGGGUUCUAGGGACAGAGGCUGGGACAGCAGAAGCUGAGAUAUUGGGGACCCAGGAGAUAACAACUGGGGGUUCACAGGUCCCAGGGAUAAAAGCUGAGACAGCAGAGUCUGGGAUAUUGGGGGCCCAGAAAACAGAGAUAGAGGAUUCAGGGGUUCCAGUGAUAGAGAUUGGGACAGCAGAAGCAGAGAUACUGGAGACCCAGGCAAUAGCAUCUGGGGAUUCAGGGGUCCCAGGGAUAGAAUCUGAGACAUUGGGGGCACAGGAGACAGAGAUGGCGGAUUCAGGGGUCUCAGGCAUAGAGGCUGGAAUGGCAGACACUGAGGUACUGACGACCCGACAGACAGAAACUACGGUUUCACAGGCUGAGAAGACAGAAGCUGAGACUUCCAGGGUCCAGGAAUCGGAGACUGGAGUCUGGAGGACUCUCAGAUAUGAGAGUUUAAGGGCCCCAGUGAGUAACCCAAGAGUUUUGGGGUCCCAGGAAGCAGAGGCAGAGAUUUCAGGAGUACGAGAGCCAGAAACUAAAAUUUUGAGGGUUCAGGAGGCAGAGGCUGGGGUUUUGGGGGUGUCAGAGGCCAAAUCUGGGGAUUGGGAGGCCCAGGAAGCAGAGAUGGAGGUUUUAGGGCCUCCAGAGAACGAAUCUGGUGUUUUUGAGGCCCAGGAAGCAGAGGCUGGGGUCUUGGGAAAGAAGAAGGGGAAAGAAGCUGAGGGAAGCCUCCCAGAGGCCAGUCUGACUGAAGUGCAGGUGGCCGGUGGGACAGGGGCUGGGGUGCCCAGGCCCUUGGGGGCCUCUUCCCCAGAGGAGCCUGAAGAGGACAGGAGGCUGCCGGGCAGCCAGGCACCACCUGCCCCGGUCAGCUCCAGCCAGUCUCUGCUGGAGUGGUGCCAGGAAGUCACUGCUGGCUACCGUGGCAUCCGCAUCACCAACUUCACCACAUCCUGGCGCAACGGCUUAGCAUUCUGUGCCAUCCUGCACCGAUUCUACCCAGACAAGAUUGACUAUGCCUCCCUUGACCCACUCAACAUCAAGCAGAACAACAAGCAGGCCUUCGAUGGCUUCGCGGCCCUGGGCGUGUCGCGGCUGCUGGAGCCAGCGGACAUGGUGCUGCUGUCUGUGCCUGACAAGCUCAUCGUCAUGACGUACCUGUGCCAGAUCCGCGCCUUCUGCACCGGGCAGGAGCUGCAGCUGGUGCAGCUGGAGGGCGGCGGCGGCGCCGGCACCUACCGCGUGGGCAGCGCCCAGCCCAGCCCGCCCGACGACCUGGACGCCGGCGGCCUGGCGCAGCGGCUGCGCGAGCACGGUUCCGAUGUGCCCAAGGAGCCCCAGGAGGCUGCGAACCGCGCGGACGGGGUGGCCCCGGAGGCGGCCUCCAGGGGUGUGGACGCGAGCCGAGCCUCCAAAGACGGCGGGGCCGAGGCCGCACGGGAAGGGCGCUCCGCGGAGGCCCCGGCCGACGGCUCUGGAGCCCGGGCGCCGGUGCUCGCGGCCGAGGGGCUGGUGAACGGGGCGGGGGCGCCGGGCGGCGGGGGCGGCGUGAGGCUGAGGCGGUCGUCGGUCAACGGGGAGGCAGGGCCGGUGCCCCCGCCGCGCGCGCACGGCUCCUUCUCCCACGUGCGCGACGCCGACCUGCUGAAGAAGAGGCGCUCGCGGCUGCGGAACAGCAGCUCCUUCUCCGUGGACGACCCGGACUCGGGAGCCGCGGGAGCUGCGGAAGGCCUGGGCCCUGACCCCAGCCCUGCUCCUGGCCCACCCACAGCCACAGCCUCUCAACAGACCCCUGGUGGGAGUCCCCCAUCAGAGGAGCCACCACCAAGCCCAGGGGAGGAGGCUGGACUGCAACGGUUCCAGGACACAAGUCAGUAUGUGUGUGCAGAGCUACAGGCCCUGGAACAGGAGCAGAGGCAGAUAGAUGGGCGUGCGGCUGAGGUGGAGACGCAGCUGAGGAGCCUCAUGGAGUCAGGUGCCAACAAGCUGCAGGAGGAGGUGCUGAUCCAGGAGUGGUUCACCCUAGUCAACAAGAAGAAUGCUCUCAUCCGGAGGCAGGACCAGCUGCAGCUGCUCAUUGAGGAGCAGGACCUGGAGCGGAGGUUCGAGCUGCUGAGCCGAGAGCUGCGGGCCAUGCUGGCCAUCGAAGACUGGCAGAAAACAGCCGCGCAGCAGCACCGAGAGCAGCUCCUGCUGGAGGAGCUGGUGUCGUUGGUGAACCAGCGCGACGAGCUGGUCCGGGAUCUGGACCACAAGGAGCGAAUUGCCCUGGAGGAGGACGAGCGACUGGAGCGCGGCCUGGAGCAGCGGCGCCGCAAGCUGAGCCGCCAGCUGAGCCGGCGCGAACGCUGCACGCUGAGCUGAGGCCGCGCCGACCCGGGAGGCCUUCGCCGCUCCCCACAGGCCCGGACCGCAGCCUCGCUCGCCGCGCGGCCUGCGCGGCGGAGGACCGGCCCCACCGACGGCAAGGGCGACCGCCAGGGGGCGCCCCUUCCUGGGGCCGGUGGGGGGACGCAGCCCCUCGGCCGGACUGACGCGAGCGGCUGGGCGGCCGCGCUGUAUUUAUUUGCCUGUAGGCGUGUGCGCGUGUCCGCGGUGGGCUGGGGGUCCCGGGAGUGCCGCGCGGAGCCCCUCCCUGGCGGCAGGGCCCCGGCCGGCGAGUACCGUGGAGAGGGACGGCCCGGGGACCGCCGCCGUCCCUGCCCUCCUCCCGGUCCUGUUAUGACACGCAAUAAAGUUGGACAAGGGUA